Messenger RNA from Astyanax mexicanus (Mexican tetra), 6713 nucleotides. RefSeq names its product G protein-coupled receptor, class C, group 5, member Ba (gene gprc5ba). Gene Ontology annotation, biological process: G protein-coupled receptor signaling pathway. The transcript has 4 exons. The record is from RefSeq and is a predicted model, not a curated record. Bases 807 to 1982 code for a protein of 391 amino acids. Lineage: Eukaryota; Metazoa; Chordata; Actinopteri; Characiformes; Acestrorhamphidae. Gene Ontology annotation, molecular function: protein kinase binding; G protein-coupled receptor activity; protein kinase activator activity. Gene Ontology annotation, cellular component: intracellular membrane-bounded organelle; plasma membrane; extracellular exosome.
GACCACUGUCACUCACAGCACGCCUCCCUCCACUGAUCUGUUCCAACAGCUGAGGGGUUGCUGUUGGACCAGAGGGAAAACACGACAGACACAGUCUCGAUAUAAGCCAUUUUGGAAGACGACAUUAGGAGAUCUGUAAACGAGGGAGUAUGCUUUUGUGACAGAGCUUGUUUUGUAAAUAUAAAACUCUUGGCGUGAGAAGCACAAUAGCAGUGAUCUGCGUCUGGAUACGCUCCGAGAAUCACCGCGGUUCGAGGGUUUUCUCUGAAGACAAGGAGGAGAGGAGGAUUUUUUUUUACAUUUUGUCCCAACAAAGGUUAAAUCCACAACACGGAACGGCAAUUUGUCACAUAUGGAUAGUGCUUGGCGCCGAUUGCUGAGGCCAAAACAAGGGAGAUUCGACUUGCGGCCGUAGCGGUGCGGUGCGGUGCGGUUCCAGGGAUCCAGCGGAAUAAGCAGCGAUAUUUCAUCACCUCUGUCGGAUUCUAAUAUUUUUUCGUGUUUUUGUAUGUUGUCGAUUAAUUAAGAGAAAAGGGGCUUGUUAUCGGUAAAGCCGGAGAACGUCGAAUACAACCCUAUUCUGCCACAACGAAUUAGAAUCACAGCGGACUUCACACUGUGAAAGACUAUACGAAUCCGUCCGGACACACAGUGAUCGGCUGCUGAACGUGUUCAGGAUAGAAAUCGCAGUCAGCAGCCUCACUAGAAAGACAUAAAAAACGAAAUGUGACCAUUUUUCCUUUUGUCUUCGAAAAGGCGUCACGUUAUCACUACGUUCGUUUGCAUAGGAUUUGGCUAUAGAUAAGAUGGCACACUUUCCUGCACUGAUCUUCCUCCUACCUAUUCUGGCUGUGAGUUUUGCUCAGAAUGAAGAACAAGGAAUACCAUGGGGCUGUGGAUUUGGCCCGACACGGCCCUAUACCCUCCUGUGUGACCUGGAGACUCUCUGGGGUGUGGUGGUGGAGGGACUGGCUACUGGAGGUAGUUUGGCUGCCAUCCUUUUGGCUCUGGUGCUGCUGUGUCGCCUUCGUUCAGUGACUGAAGCUGAGAAGCGAAGCGGUGUGGGCCCCAUUCUCCUGCUGCUCGUAGGCAUUGUAGGCCUGUUUGGCCUGAGUUUUGCCUACCUUAUUGAGCACAACGAGAUCUUGUGUUCAGUAAGACGGGCCUUAUGGGGAGCGCUAUUUGCUUUGUGUUUCUCCUGCAUGUUGGUUCAGGGUGUGAGGCUACGACGGUUAGUACAGGAGCAACGUUGUCCGGGAGGAUGUGCUCUUACUGGUCUGGCUCUCGGGCUGGCAGCAGUACAGGGCAUAGUAGCAGCUGAGUGGUUGCUCCUAACAGUGCUGCGACAAGGGCAACCUGCCUGCCAGUAUGAACCACUGGACUUCACUUUGGCUUGCUCUUAUGUUCUGGCACUUUUGCUUGCUGCACUAAUGGCAGCAAUUCUUGCAUUGUGUGGUAAGGUUCAACCAUGGCGUUGCAAUGCUCUAUGGCUUUUUGUCACCUGCGUGCUGUCAAUUUUCUUGUGGGCUGCAUGGAUGGGCUUCUACCUCUAUGGUAAUGCAGCACUGGGGAAAUCUCCAGACUGGGAUGAGCCUGCACUGGCUGUGGCUUUGGUGGCACAGGGCUGGCUGUUGCUGCUGUUCCAUGCUGCACCAGAAGCUCAUGCUUGUCUACGACCUCCUCCCCAACCCUCUGCUCCGGACUACUUUGACACCUCACAGAACUCUUCACGCAUGAGGGAGACCAGCUUUGAUGAAGACAUCCCACUCUCACACAGGCAGUUUGUGGAGAAUCAGGGAUAUGCAUUUGAUGAAAAUGCUGCAGGGCUGAGAAGUGGCGGUCACCAUAAUGGCAACACAGGGGCCAGACCCAGUGCCCCUUUCCGCAGUAAUGUCUAUCAACCCACUGAGAUGACCAUGAUACUAAAUGGGGGAACGGUCCCAUCUGCACCCCCCACAUAUACAGGAAGACAGCUGUGGUAAAGGUGCACUGAGAAAAGAGAAGAGAAGAUGGACAGAAGUGUGAUGGAGAAAAUAUCCUGGUUUGGAGGACAAAGUCCUAAUAGCACUAAUGAUUUUAUCUAGUGUGCAAUGACCCCCAGCACUGCAGUGUAACUGAAAUGAGUAAGGACUUGUGGCACUUGUGCAUGUGUGAAUGUCUGAUUGUUUUGCCUGUUAAAAUGAGAAGGAGCACUGCAAAGAAUACUUUGAUUGAUGGCAGUAACAGAAGUUUAGAGUAAUUCAUGGGUGAUUUACAAUUUUCAUAAAUUCAUCACCUUCUUAAACAAAUAAUUGCACAUCUACCUUCCUUUACACUUCUAUGACAAAAAUACAUGUAUUUUAAUAUUUUAUUGAAAAUACAUAAAGUACAUGUCCACAUGUAUGUGUGUGUGUGUGUGUGUGUGUGUGUGUUUGCUUUACAAACAUACUUCGUUUCAGGGUCUGUUACCUGCCACUGCUCAUUAAAAACAUUAUUUUUUUUAGCUAGGUUAAUCUUUGGAAAGUUUUAUCAGUUUUAGCAACACCCAUUUACUAAUGGACUCUGCUGGAGUAUACAGUGGCAUGCAAAAGAUUGAGCAAAUCUCUGGUACUGUGAAUAGUAUAGUGGUAGAAAAUAAACGUAAAUAAGCAUUUAUAUUCAGUCAGUUCAUAUUCGGUAGGACCACCUUUAACAGAUACAGAAGUCUUCUUGACUCUAAGAUUUUUGCCCAUUCUUCUUUACAAAAUAGCUCAAGCUCAGCCAGGUUGGAUGGAGAGUUUAUGUGAACAGCAAUUUUCUUGUCUUUCCACAAAAGCUCAGUGGUAUUUAGGUUAGGACUUUGACUGGGCCAACACAUGAAUAUUCUUUGAUCUAAAUAAUUCCACUGUAGCUCUGUGUGUGUAUUUAGGGGCUUUUUCUGCUGGAAGGUGAAUCUUUAAAUACAAUCUUUUUGGUGUGUUCUUCAUCACUUAUGUUUUCUAACAAACCACUGAGGCCUCACAGAACAGGUGUAUUUAUACUGAGAUUACAAAUUACACACAGUUGGACCCUAAUUAAGUAACUUCUGAAGACAGUUGGUCACACUGCAUUUUAUACAGGCGUAUUAGAGUACAGGGGCUGAAUACAAAUGCACACCACACUUUCCAGACUUUUUAAUUUGUAAAACUUUGAAAAGAUAUGUAUUAUUUUCUUUUCACUAUUAUUAUUUUUAUUAAAUUAUUUGCUAUGUUGUGUUACAAAACUACUAAUAAAAUACAUUAAUUAAUGGGAGUAAUAUAACAUUUCAAAGCAGUGUAUAAAAUAUAAAUGCUCUUGGUUAUUUAAACUUAAACCUCAAUUUUCCUCCACCAAUUCUGUUUAAUUAUUUUAGCGAUUAGAGAGUCCCAGACUGUUGGGAAAAUGAAUAAACAGUCAAGUCAGCAGACAUGGGCUUUUUAAAGCACCUGCCAAACUGUCUGAUCAUUAAUAUAAUUAAUGCCCACAAAGAAGGAGAAGACUGUAUCUUCCAAAUGAGAAUUUUUGUCAGGGGUGCCCAAAUGUUUGUACGCCACUGUACCUUUGAAACACUCUACUAGCAUUAGCCUAACUACUCAAUUUGACAGCUGACAACUCAUGUCAGAACAGUUGGACUGGGCAGGGUUGGGUGUUGGGGUGGAAUUGUAAAUCUAGGUCAGAUGCCUGCCAUCACACACAGCACUCUCCAUUCACCCCACCCCCAUUAUUCUCUGGUAUUAUAUGAGUUCAUGUUUUUUUUUUUAAAGCAGAUGUCACUUUAUAUACAUAAAAUGCACAAAGAAUUUACUUGUAGAUUUAUUUAAUUUCUUAUUUGAGAUCUGUGACCAUUUUUUGUGUACAUACAGACUGCAUAAGUGUGACAUUUAUCCCAUUAAGGAAGUGCUGGGUGAAUGGCAUACUGUGAUUCGCUAUAUAUAGAUCUGUAAACGGCCUGGUAUCCCAUAUGUCUGGAUACCAGAUUAAGCUAACUGCAAGAAAGUGUGCAUAAAUAAAAGGACCAGUGAUACAGCUCAUUAUUAAUGAUUAUUAGUCACAGCGCUAAUAUACCCAACCUGUGUAGGAAACAAUUACCGUAUUUUUCGGACUAUAAGGCGCACCGUAUUAUAAGACGCACUAUCAAAGAACGCCUAUUUUCUGCUAUUUUUCCAUACAUAGGGCGCAUCGCAUUAUAAGGCGCGUUAAGUGACACUAGAAAGGGUGCCUAUAUCAAAGUGAACAGGGGUGGCGCCAUGUUUCCCUUCCCCCACCGGGGGUGGUCGCUUGCCGGUGGAGCGUCUCAGUAUAUAUAAAUCUAGCUCUUUCAAAGUCAAACGAGUGCUGGAUAUUAAUCUACACAGAUUCCUCUCCUGAAAACUGUUUAUUUGGGUGAGUAACGUGCUUCAGUUUAUUUACAGUAAGCUUAGAUUUCCAGAUGUCCACUAAGGCUUGCUGCACCAGCGUUAGCAUAGCUAUCCGCUAGCACGCUAGCUAGUCACCUAAACUAGUAAAGUUAACCCAAACUUAAACGACAGCGUUACACUGAGUAAUCCUGCGUGUUCUGGUAAGACAGUGAGAUAUUAGCUAGCGAUUCGUCCCCCGUAGCUUGUUUUAACACGGUAAACAAGCAGAUUACAGGCUGAUAAAACUCACCUCUGAGAGAGUUAGCGCUUAGCAUCUAGCUAAUGCUAGCCAGGCAAAGCAGCACAGACUUACAGGCCGAUAACUCACCUCUGAACGGUGAACGCUUAGCGCUUAGCAUCUAACUCUAAUAAUACUGCUCCAGCAGUAUUAAAAGUGCUAAAUUUAGAAAAUACAGAUCUCUGAACAGUGAAAAAGCUAGCUAGCUAAGCGGUUAGCAUCUAGCAAAUGCUAUUGCUGCUCUGCACGGAGUGUGUGUUUACUGCUCCUUACACCUGACGGGUAAAAUUUAGAUAAUACUGAUCUCUGAACAGUGAAUAAGCUAGCUAAUGCUAUUUGCUGCUCCAGCCUCGGAGCUGCACGGCUCUGGACUCUGUAUAGCACUGAAACUCUGUAUAACGCUGCACGGAGUGUGUGUUUACUGCUCCUUACAACCUGACGAGUAAAAUUUAGAUAAUACUGAUCUCAGUGAAUAAGCUAGCUAGCUUAGCGGUUAGCAUCUAGCUAAUGCUAUUGCUGCUCAGCCUCGGAGCUGCACGGCUCUGGACUCUGUAUAGCACUGAAACUCUCUAUAACGCUGCACGGAGUGUGUGUUUACUGCUCCUUACAACCUGACGAGUAAAAUCCAUACAAAAGGCGCACCGUAUUAUAAGACGCACUGUCAAUUUUUGUGAAAAUUAAAAGUUUUUAAGUGCGCCUUAUAGUCCGAAAAAUACGGUAGCUACGGAAACAUGAUCCAUUGUUUGUGAGAGAAACAGAGAGUAAGUGAGUGCAGGGGCAAAGCAGUGCUUUUUCUUUAUGUGCUCAAAAAACACUUUUAUCUCCCUCCUCCAUAUGAGAUGACGCCCUGUGCCAAGGCUGACCGGUUUUCUACAGGGUCUCUGUGUAAAUUUAGUUUUUUUUGUAAGGUAGUUAAAAUGUACAUAUCAGUGACUUUUUUUUUUGUUGUUGCUAAAAAUAACAGGGAUAGGGAUGCAGCAUUCUCAAUAAAUAUCCUGCUGUGGAAUUGCUGGAUUGCUGUGCAUUAAACCUUUUGUGGUGGAAAUGGAGUUAUUUUUGGUGUUUAAAACGUGUUUAAUAUUUCUAUUUUGAUUAAGAAAUUAAUCUUUUAACAAAAUGUUGCGUUUAAAUACAACAUGCUCAUUCUGUCAAUACUGAUUUGCACUUCAGUGACCACAACUGUCUUAAAAUUGGACUAAUCAAAAUUUAUUUACUGAGAGAAUUUUGAUCAUUAAGUUAUAUAUUACAAAGAUUGCUUAUAAUAUUGCCAAAUGUAAUACAAUAUAAUGACUGCAGUCUCAAAACGCUGGAAGCACUCAGUAAAAGGUAAAACAGGGAAGAAACUUCUCAGUUUCGUGAAUCUUAUUCAACAUGUCAUUUUGUUGUUGAUCAGUACUACUUGUAGCAAUGAAACUCCUUAAGAUGAAGGCACAAUGGACCUGUGCAAUUCAGAAAACAAUCAACUGUGAAAUAUAACUUUUGUUAUUGUGAUACAUGUACAUGUGUGGAAAAGACAUAUAUAUUAUUAACACACAUGCCUUGUAUAAUUUGCACUUGUCAACUACCUGUAUGUGCAUGCUCACCUCAACAUUACAUUUCUUAGAUACUGGUAAAUACUAGUUGUAUAUUGAGUUCUUGUUACAUCAAGCUUAAUGUAUAGUAAGAUGGCACAAAAUGUCCUAAAAAGUCCGAAAACACAAUACCAUUCUAAAAUAUGAAGAUGGUAUCUAAGCCUCUGGAAAUAUGAUCAGUGUAUUUAAACAUCUUUAACCCAUGAUAUCCUGGGACUGAAACAGAAUGUCAGUAGUUCUGUAAUGCGAUUUGCACAUCAUACUGUAUGUGAUGUUUGUAUUCUUUAACCCCACUACGACUGAACCUACUCCUGAAGAUCUCGUGUCCUGAUUUUUUACAUUGUCAAAGUGACCCUCUCUUUAUUUUCUUGCCUUCAGACUGUAUCAUUAGGGACAUUUGACUGGAGUGGCAGUUUUCUAGCUGUGAUACAGCAUGCCUAUGUGUAGAAAUUGUUUCCCCAGUAUAAAAGGUACACUGUUUAUGUGAAAGAAUUCAGAAAAAUAAGUAACUGAAUAAAGUGUUGUAGAUCA